AUGCAGCUGAGGUAUCUGAAAAACCUCCAUCCGCCCGAUGAGGGCAUGUCAAAGGUGACCUCGAUUUCCUGGAGUGCCAACACCACCAGGCUUGCGACAGUGGGAGCGGACAAAAUUGUGCAGCUCUUUGACGAGCAGGGCGAUAAACAGGAUCGUUUCCAAACGAAGCCAGCAGAUAAAGCGGCUGCUAGAGCUUACACCGUGAAGACGAUCGAGUUUUCGCCGGACGGCACCAAAUUGGCAGUGGCGCAGAGCGAUAACAUCGUGUUUGUCUACAAAUUGGGAGCUGAUUGGAAGGACUUGGGUCUGGCUCCAGUUGAGGAUUUGUAA
Molecule: messenger RNA, 330 nt
Organism: Cladocopium goreaui
Lineage: Eukaryota; Dinophyceae; Suessiales; Symbiodiniaceae
Source: the annotation of a GenBank genome assembly